Molecule: messenger RNA, 14030 nt
Organism: Porites evermanni
Lineage: Eukaryota; Metazoa; Cnidaria; Anthozoa; Scleractinia; Poritidae
Source: the annotation of a GenBank genome assembly
AUGGAAUUCACACUCCUCUCGAAUUCACCGGCUUAUAACUGUGUGUUAGGAAAGGCAUUCAUCACUGUUUCCUAUACCGUCUGCGGAGUUUCCCUGGCGACUCUUACAACUAUCACUAUAGACAGACUACUAACGCUAAAAUAUCAUAUGAGGUACAGCAGUAUCAUGACCAUACAGCAAGCAUUUUGUGUCAUCGCAGUGAACUGGUUGACAAGUGGUUUUCUGGCAAGUCUUAUACUAUGGACUUCAAAGAUAUUGUUUGUAUUUGUUAUGGCCUUAGUCGUGGCCAUUUUUCUUUGCUUUUCAACAUCUGCGCACAUAAAUAUUUACUGUAUAAUCCGUCGCCACAAAAGGCAAAUUCUCGCACAAACAGGAGCAGUUCAAGAUAAUUCGCGCACAAAUAUAACGCGUUUCAAGAGAACAGCAUUCAAUACAUUCUUGGUCCACUACUUUCUUCUUAUUUGCUACAUCCCCCUAUUCGUAACCCUGCUGUUGCAGGGAAACGAAGAGAGAAUACCUUCAGAAUCUUGGAGAGAGAAUGGCAGUGGCAUAGCAUGGAAAUUGUCAAGCACGGUGGUCUUCAUGAAUUCUGCAUUGAAUCCUUUUAUCUACUGUUGGCGUCUUCGAGAGAUUCGCACAGCCGUGAAAAAGUCUCUUUUCUGCAGAAAAUGACUGUAAAGUAUUACUGUCAUCCUAGUCAGUAUAAAUUUAUUUUAGAUAACUAAUAAAAAAAAUAGUCAGUACUUAAAAAUGGACCUAGGAGAUGAUUAAUGCUCAUAGGAAGCUUGAAUUUUAGUGGUGACAGAAGGUCUUAACGCUACACAUUAAAGAAAAGAAACCCUGAAAUAUUAAUGAAAAUACUGAUGAAGUCGUGACACGAGAAACAAUUCACAUACAUAACAUCCUCUAACGAAAGCCUUCCUUCUGUGUAAUAUGAUAAAUUAUGUUGUUGCAUUCUCUUAUAUAUCUAAUAUAUAUCAACCUUUCUAGCUAUAAAGUUGAUAUACCAAAAUAACUCCUCGAAUCAUAUUGAUAUACAAAGCUAUCAGAGUUAAAGCGGAAAUGAAUGUGCUACAGAAGAACAAUAAAUAAACAGAACUAUAAAAAAAACCGUAAUGGUACGAUUUAACGCCCGGGUUCAGGAGAGGUGCAAAUUAGAAAAUGGUCCCUUUUCGUAUUACCACGUAAAGUGAACAGCACCCAAUAUCAAGUUGUUGUUGGAAACGUGGCUGGGAAGAAGAAGAAGAAGAAGAAGAAGAAGAAGAAGAAGAAGAAGAAGAAGAAGAAGAAGAAGAAGAAGAAGAAGAAGAAGAAGAAGAACAGUAAAAAAAAAAAAAAGAGUUAUCUCAAAAAGAUUUUUGCAAGUAAUUUGCUAAAAAUCUCUCGUCGUCCAACAGUUGUUUGCUAACAGAACCCUUGGCAGCUUGGAGUGGUGGGCUAUAGCGUGACCUCAGUACCCUCGUAUUUGUCAUGUGCCUGAUGUCUCUGUAUGGGGCGUACAAUAUUGGAAAGCAGGAGUGACAAUUACCGUAGAAAAUCAUAUUUUGGUACUUGUAUUAGGAUCUGGUUAUCCAGAACCCAAUGUAAUAAUUAUAUACCGUAUUAUUAUGUCGAUCUCGAUAUUGUUAAACUACGAAAAAACCUUAAAAUGUUCACAUUACAGGAACACAAAAAUUAAAGAAGUGAUAGGUAUGAAAAAAUUAAACUUUGCUGUUACGUGCAUGAAACGUAACCAAGUCAUAGAUCUUAUUAUUAAUUACCGUUUUUUGUUUCCCCAUUUAUUGAAUAAAACUGGUACCAAAAGACAGGCUAAGCCUAAAAGCAUCCCCCCUGCUAGCAUAAAAUUACCCCCUGAAUAAUUAGCUAAAUUGGCCAAACAAAUUAAAAAAUAAAUUACUAUAUUAACUAAAUAAUAUUACUGUCUAUAUACCGGUAUACUAUCUAUACUAUCUACCUAUCUAUUGAGCUCAAAUACUAACUACUUAAUUCAACUUUUUAUUUUUCUUAUUAUGUUUAUUUUUUCGUGCCUCACGUUUUUUCUCAAAAUAUUCCCGUUGUUCUUUUGUUAAUGGUUUUAUACCAAGGAACUCAUUAAAAAAUUUAUUGUAACUAUAUUUUUUGCCUUCAAUUAUUCCCUUACGUGUUAUUCUAUCAUUUUCUCUUGUUAUCGCUAUUGCUAUAUAUUUAUUAUAUUCGACCUCUUUUACUAUAUGUUCUGCAUUAAACGCUUCGUUGAAAUAUUUAGCAAAUUUAGGAUGCUCUUUUAAAUCAUAUAUUGGAUAAACAUAUUCUAACUUAGCCUCUGGCUCAAUUAUUUCAUUAUUUUCUGGCUUAGCCUCAGGCUCAUCAAUAAACAUAAAUUUGGUAUAAUAUGGCUUAGCCUUGGGCUCAUUAUAAGUAGUCAUUAUUUUAAUUUUCAUUAGCAUCUUAAUAGCAUUCAUAUGCUGCUCGAUCAUUGAAUCAAUAUGGUCAUUAUAUAUCUCUACUGCACUAGGCAUACUAGUAUAAGGCGAUAUCCCUUUAUAAGUGUUUCGUUUUUGCCAAAUAAUUAGUGAAAAUAGGGGUGAAGUGUUGCUGCGGCCUGUUUUGUGGGGUAAAAAGUGGUCAUGAGAGGCCUUUUGUAAGGGGUCAGGGAGAAACGGCACCUUUUUGCGCUUACAUUAGCAAAUAUAAUUAAGAAAAGCAAAUUGUGUGAUCGCAAAGAGCGAUUGCUUGCCAAUCUGCACUAUUGAAAGAACUGAAGCAAACCUUAAGCGAGGUAUAUAACUUUGGAUGAUUAAAACACAAAAGGUAAAAAGGUGAAAAAGAAAUUAUUAGGGAUGCAAAAUUUUUAGAACGUUUUUUUUUUUUUUUUUUUCAAAUCCUAUUAGCAGACUAGAGGAUUUCAACAGAUUAUUGCUAGAUUUCGAGAAAAUAUAAGUCCCAAUUUAAAGAUUUCAUGUCAUCGUUAUUCUGUUGCUAUGGAACCGGCGAUAUCAACAAAACAUACUCUAAAAUUAAGUUCAGUGUUAGAUAUGUUGUUUCACUUUGUGGCUUUUUUUUCACUUUGUGCUAAGCUGCUAGGUCUCGAAAUUGACUCUGAACUCUCAUUUACUUACCAUGUAGAGAAACUUUGUAAAAAGUUGUCCCGAUUGGAUUGGAUUGGCGUAUUAAAUGAAAAGAUAAGAUCUUGCCUGCCCACGAAACAAAGGCUAUUGUAUUAUAAUACUAUGAUAAGAUCUGUAUUGCAUUAUGUCAGUUUAAUCUGGACUAGUUGUGAUAAGGAGAAUUUAAGCCGUGUUUUUAAGCUACAAAAGAGAGCAGCAAGGGUAAUUUCCCACGCUAAUAACCAGGCGUCUAGUGUUAAGCUUUUUAAUAGUCUACAGUGGCUUCCCUUUUAUGAAAAAGUGAAAAUAGCUAAAUGUUGUGUGGCAUACAAACGCAUCAAGGGUGAAGUUCCCUUAUACAUUGAAGACUUUUUAAGACUCAACAGUCGGCAACAUAGGCGUGUAACCAGAUGUAGUAAUAUAAUUUUAUUUGCCCAAAAUUUAAUCGGAAGAAGGAAGGAAGAAGUAAUCAACUUCAUCAUUAAUGACAGUUACUUCUACUCCGUGACAGUUUUCUGAAGUCAUUUGGGCUCCAUUUGCUGGAUAUUUAAAACAUUUUAAUAUUUUAUGUAAUUAAGGAAGAAGACCUAAUAGAUAAAUGUGGAUUUAAAAGAGUUUGUAAAUAGCUUAUGAAACGGAACAUCAUAAAGGUAACGUUAGAAGCAGUCAUAUUCUUUACAGUGUAUAUUUUUUAAAAUUAAAAUACGGCAUUUCAUUCAUCAAACACUAAACCAUCUGUCGCUACGUGCGAAGGCGUUCACCACCCUACGCAGUUAACUACAAAAUGGAAAAACAAGGAAUUUUAUUGACAUGAAUAAUGUAACUGAUGCUUCCUAUAAUUUCAUGGUGGGUUUGGAUCGAUGACAGUUCAAAGUGAUUUUGUUUUGGCUAGGUAGUCUAAAAUUGCUUUUAGAGAGACAUUUGAACUUGUUGAUCGAUCAUUUUAUAACUGUAUCAAUUCUCAUUUUAUUCUAGGUUAGAAAUGAAUUAUCAAUUAUUAUCAAUAUUAUUGUGGCCAACAGCAAUGAAAGACACACCCUGCGUAAUAUAAUUUUUUUUUUUAACAUAAAUUUCAUUUUGUCGAUUCAUGAUCAUUUCUGUAUUUGAAAUUCCUGGAUGUUUUCGUAUUACUAUCAUCAAUUGAAUUGCAUAUAUGUGUUUUGUAAAUUUAAUGCAAAGAAAAUGACUAAAAUGGGGAACAGGGAACGGGUAACGAGCACUGGGAACGGGCAAAUAAAAAAUGGGAACAAAACUGGACAACAGCUAAUUUCAAACUUAGAGCUCUCAGUAACCUCAUUUGCAAUCCUCUGUUUUGUUCGCAUUUGUCAUUUUUCCGUUCCAGUGAUCGUUACCCGUUGCCCGUUUCCAGUUUUUACAACAUCAAAACCUAAUGAGAGAAUCGCCACUGGGAAGUUACUUCAUUGUGACGAUGUUUGCCAAAACGAGAAAUUGAUAUGAGAAAUUGAAACUUGUUCAUUAGAAUGGUCCCUUACUGCUGUCCCUCAAGACGCUUUUUACUAAUUUAAGGUGCCUCAAAAGACGAAUUGAAGAAGAUUUAUUUCUUACUUCUUCUAACUGAAAUUUGUUUGGCAAACGCUCCACUCUGACUAAUAUGAAGAUUUGGGCCUAAGAUUUUUUUUAGGGAUUUUCAGGAUGCAAAGAAAGUCAAUUUUACAGCUCUCAGCUUACUAGCCCGAAAGUUAUUUUUAAUAGCCCCAAACUAAUUUUUUCGCGAGCAGAAUGAAAAAAUAUUAAUUCAUUAUUCCUUUCUUAAUUACACUGUAAGUUAAUAAAUUACUGGCUUUAUUUAAUCAUUUCAAUCAGCUGUAGUUAUUUGACAAGAACAAUAAAUAACCGUAAAAAGUGUGAACUAUAAGUAGACCUGGUAAGAUACCCUUCACACUCUAGUACAAUAAUUCAGUGUUGACCUUUUGAUUAUAAAUGCCUUUGUCUUGAAAGUCAACUCAAAAGGUAACAGAAUGAAGGUCCAAAUAACAGACAAACAUUUUUCUUUGAACACAAUGCUAGAAACCUCAUAUUACUGGUUAACUUCUUGUGAAAAUGUCUAAAUACUCAAGCUUCUGUAACGCUUUGAGUUCAACGCAAUAAUCACUCCCGAUGUGUUCAACUAGUUUUGCUGUCUUGCUCUCGGCGCUGCCACACUGUAGAAUUUUUUCUAAGUCCACCGCAACGCGUGAAUGAUUAACAUGCGUUUUAGACAUUUUACGAUUUAGAAAAAAAAUUUUUAAGAACAAAAAACCGCGUUGAAACCGUGAAACCAAAGUUCUCAAUGGACACACUAAACGACAACGUCCGCAGCGCGAAAAGCUGCAAGUGAAAGCGCGUCAUUCUGCAAUUUGCCGCCCACAAAAAUUUAACGCGGGAGCAUUUCUUAGCCGCUGACAGGGGAGAUGUUUAUAUUUAUUAAAGAGCAUAAAAAUUUGAUAGCUUUGAUCAGUCUGCUUCUCAUUCAAAAGUAGCACAUUCAGAAGAUCAUUUUUCGGUUUUCCAAGUCCAGUUUCAAGUUCACGGGAAAGUGGAAAGUGCGAGUGUCGAGUCACGCAUCAGUGAGCAAAUAUCAUGCAAACAAAAAUUAUGCAAAUUUGUGGUUCAUCUUGUUACAAGUAACCAAAGGUUUCAGGUUUCAAAAGAACAAAAAUGCUCCUUCUAUUUCUGGCAACAUUUCAUCUGAAAGAUUUUCGUGAAAAGUGAAAACAAUACGUUGUGGUCUAUAUAUUUUAAUCAACAAACACCUACAGUAUCGGUGUUUAGAAAUAUAUCGUAUUGAAACGCACGUGACCAAUAUUUGCUAAAACCAUAAUAAAUUUCUCACUAAAGUUCAGGAUCAAAACCUUUUGUUUACGUUCCUCACAAAUGAUUAUGAAGAAAAUUUAGACAAAUAGCGUUCUCUGAAUCAGUAAGAAUUAGAUUAGUCACGGGCAACAUUUACCUCCAAAGUUUUUUUCAACAUCUGCUUUUACUAUAUGCGCGGGAUCUCAAUAUUUCUCGUCUGACAUGUGAUGCAAUACUUCGUCUUGUUUAUGCAGAUUUCACUUCGUCCGAGUGACUUUCGGUCUGCAGGUGUUUAUUAGGAAUUUAAAACAUUUUGUCUUACAGUACUUCUGUAAUUUUAAUUCUCCGAAAAAUCUUCACUUGCCCGUCGGGCAAGUUAAGAACAGAAUUCACUUGCCCGAUCGCAAAAUCCACUAGCCCCGGGCUGUCGGACACGACUUUCUUUGCACGCUGGAUUUUGGACACCUUUACUCUUGACGUCAAUCUAGGACGAUGUUGAUUUGUUAUUAUUAUUAUAGCUGUCACAAUUUAGGAAACUUCAUGCGCCUUAGAAAUUAAAAAUUUUGGCGCCAGUGACAUUAAGACAUAGACAUUUACCUGCUCUUGCGUUGUUUAAAAGUGCAAAAAGAGCAGAAUAAAAAAGCUCCGAGAAGCUUUACCUGUGAAAAAGUUUUGAAAGAUUUUGCUAAAGGCUUGAUAAAAAGGAAACAAAAAAUCGCGAAAGGAAGGGGACGUGAAAUUCUGAAUCGUGUUUCCAGCCAGGAACAACUUAAAUUUCUUCCAAUAAGGUAAGUUUUAACGGCCUUCCUGAAUCUAUAAGCUGUAGUGAACUAUCGUCGAGCAAUGAAAAACAUUUAACUGUUACUGGAAAUAUUUUUUGUUCAAUUUUUGGUCACUUCUGCGCACAGUUUGAAACGUUUAGGUUUGUUAGGGUUUUGAAAUUAUGAUAAUUUUCACUGACUCCAAUGCGGAAGACGAGUUCGCUUUUUAACAGUUCAAACUUUAUUUUUUCAGUGAUCAUACUUUGCAAUGAAAACAAUCUCUCUGAAGUCUUGAGUAUUAGAUUUUUUCAUGGUACUUUAUGGUUAAAAGAAUUUCACGAGGUAAACGCUCUCAACUUCUGAAAGACCAAGCGAUAUACACUGAACUUUUAAAUACUGCUGAGACAAGUGUACCAAGAAAGAUACUUUCAAAACAAAAAAACAUCACACAAAACAAAAAGAGAAAACGGGCUAGAAAACUGUUUUAAAUGCAGCAUACUUUUUAUAGAUAUAAUGAUAAGUCUUCAUUUUUCUGGCGAUGAGGGCUAUCGAAUACGACAUACUCAGUUAACUUUCUCUAAAGCAUAUUUUCACUAGAAUGGGCACAUGAUGCUCUUUUAUGUCCUUAUAUUUUCUGGGGAGGGUAGAAUGUGAAUCCCCGGUCUCAAUCGUCGAAUGUUUUGAGCCCAGACAAACCUCUUGUUGAUAACUUUAUUUCUUUACGAACAGUUUACUUUGUCCCCGAGGAUGACAAAAUUCAUACCACCCCAACCACUGAAAUACGGACGCUUCUGUUAAUGCAAAUUAAACUAUGCCCUUCCAACACCUUUUACUUAUGACGUCCAUCUAGCGCAUUGCUAUUUUUUGUUUUAAUUUAAACCGUGAUCAUACAGGAGAAUCUUUACGUAUUCGAAAUUAAAAAAUUUUCUGUCAGAGCGCAAUAGAUAUUAAAUUGCCCUUGUGUUAUCAAAAACUCCCCCAAAAAAAAGAGCAGAAAAAAAAUAUAAUAUUAAAAAAGCUCUGAAAGUCCACAUUUUGCCAAUCGUUUUUGAAAGAGAAAUUAUUGUGAAAGAAAAGAAAGUAAUUCUUAACCGAGUUUCUGCCCCUUACCUGGUUAGUAAACUUUUGCUGGUAAACUAAUUAGAAAACUUGCUAAUUUUAAGAGUGAUGAAACAUGUACGUCUGAAGGGAGCGAAGAUUUAGCCCUACAGCGUGAGGCACAAACUUACCUGCCCCCAACCAUAAACGUAUCUAAAAUUUUGAGACAGGCUUUGUGGAGUCUAAACUCGUUCAACGAAUUAUUCUCAAACUUGGCUACUAUACUUUUAUUUUUAAGGCUAUUUUUAGCGGUGUCGACGGAUUAUCGCUAAAAUAGGGAUUGGGUCUAUUGCCACUGUCCCUUUUUGUGUCAGUGAUAAGGAGGUUUGACUAUACAAUAUAUAUAUAUAUAUAUAUAUAUAUAUAUAUAUAUAUAUAUAUAUAUAUAUAUAUAUAUAUAUAUAUAUAUUAUAUACAUACUGAGAAAUACUCACCAAAAAGCUAUGUCGUAAAUUUUCGUACGCAAAUUAGUUCUAGCCAAUCAGAGGGGCGAACGAUGGUUUUGACACGUGAAAAAAAUGAUACGUCCAAUCAGAAUCGCGAACGAUGUUUUUCACCUGUGAGAAAAAUGAUACGUCCAAUCAGAAGCCACAGAGGUGCGUGAGUUUCCCGCCAAAAUUCCCGCCUUUUAUUGCAGCUUGCAGCGCCGCUUCGCACACUCAACGAGAAAAGUUUUACUCAAAGAGUUUUUCUCGCUAAAAAAGUGAAAAACAUUUCGGAAAUGGAGUGGAAUAGUUUCGUUUGUUUCACUGUCGAUACAGAAAACGGUAGAGAGCCUGUGAAACAACAGCGGAAAGGGAUAAACAGAACGAGACGUAAGCUUUUGUUGUGCUUUUUGUCAGAGCUACUAUGCCUUUCAUUCAAGCUUAAGCUAUUGAAACCGGCCAUUUUACUUAAAUUCACUCAUUUUCAAUUGUGCAUUGAGAUCCAACAGUUAAGAUUAUUUAUAGUUCUUGGAUUACCUCAUAUCCUUACCGUCAUUUAUUUUUUUAACAAACGUUUUUACUAAAAAGCUGAUACUUCGUUUUCGUUGUCAUUUUGCGGUAAGUGUGUAGCGGCAAAUUUUAGCAUUUUUGGAAGAUUUAAAAUAAAAAGGCCGCCAAAAUGAUGAAUGUCUCAGUAUGUAUAUAAUAAGCACAAUACCACAUGGAAAGUGCUUUGUACGGUAUUUACGCACUCGUUGUUUUUGUAUCAGAAAUCUUACUCGUUCGCUGCGCUCACUCGUUCGAUAUCUGAUACGUCAACAACUCGUGCGUAAAUCCCGUACGCCAGCACUUUCCAUGAAGUAUUCUCUUUAUAUUGCUUAAUUGCAUAGCAUAAUUGUGUAUGUACAUCAAUUACGAAUUUGCGGUAAUUAGCGACCCCUAAAUUGCAUGUUAAAAACAUUUUGUGUACCCAGAACUUUGUAAAGAUCACUGCAACUAUAUUGAAUGGUUAGCCAAAUCGUUUGUUAAGUCCAUUUGGCCGCAUGGAAUUCAAUUUCUUUUGCCAGAAUAUCUCCCGGUGUCUCAGGAGAUCUUUUUUCUGUUCAUUGCUUAUAUUAUCUUUCCUGAUCUGUUCUAUUAUUGUAAUGAUCACGUUAUUGUCGAAGUUGUGUGUUUGUUUAUUAUGUAGAAAGUGUUCCGUAAGUUCACAAUUGCUGAUUCCCUUUUUGAUAUGAUUUCUGUGGUUGUUUAAGCGAAGAUUGAACGCUGUUUCGUUCUUGCUUAUGUACUGUAGAUUGCAGAUGUUACACUCAAUAGUGUAAAUAACCCAGGAUGACUGGCAGUUAACAGAGUGAAAUAUUUUAAAGGUCUUAUUGUUGUAACCGCUGGUAAACGUGGUGGUUUUGUUGAUUCCUUUGCACCAGCUGCACUUUGGUUUUCCGCAUGCUUCGCAACCUCUUGGUACAGGAGUGUUGUUAAUUGUCUUGAAUUUAGUAAUCACGAGUCUGUCCCGGAGACUUAUUGGCCGUCUGUAAGCCACUAAUGGUGGUUUGUUGAAUAUGUGGGCCAGUCUUUCUUCGGAUUGGAGGAAUUUCUAGUUUCUUCUUGCAAUCUCUGCAAUAAAAGUGGCAUGUGGGUUGAAUGUAGUGACCAGGGGGAUACGAUCGGUAAAUUCCCUUUCUCUGGUCUGUCCACAUUCUUCUUGUGUCAUUGUAAGGACUUUUUCCAUUUCUCGUAAAACCUUGGUCCGUUGGUAGCCACAUGCUACAAAGAAAUCAGCGUAUUCGGCUAUCCGUUUCUUCAGUGUGUCAGUGGAAGAACAUAUUCUUCUCAAUCUCAAUGCUUUGCUGUACGGAUACUUUGUUUGAGGUGUGGUGGAUGUGCUGAAGUUCAGUGUAGUUAUGGAUGUGUGUCUGUAGGUUCCUGAUAGACGUCUGUGCUGAUGUUGCCUUGUCUAUCCUUUAGGACUGUCGUAUCCAGAAAGUUAACUGAAUUAGUGGAUAUUUCGUGUGUGACUUUGAUUGACGGUGCUGCGUUGUUCAGCUGGUCAAUGAAUUCCAUUAAGGAAUCUAUGUCCCCUUUCCAUAUGAAGAAAAUGUCAUCUAUGACCCCUACCCAGUUUAUAACGUAGUUGGACCACUCUGUUUUGUAUACAAAGUUUUCUUCGACAUAUAUUAAUAUCAGUAAGCAUAUUGUCCAGUGGACACGAAUUUGAUCACAUGUAACGAGGACCUUUAUACCCGAUUAAACUCAACACUCGGAAAAGUCAGGGGAGGGCUUUGAUUUGAUCUGUGAGGAUCAUAUUUCGUACCGGGAACGAAGGUUGACCAAUAAGAUUAUUGGGGGGUUCUUGCUAUGUCAGGAGCUCCUGGCUAUGUAUAAAAGUGCAAAAGUAGAAACGAUCCGUUGAGUUGUCCUUUUAUCCUACGCAAUUGAAACCUGCAGAAUUCAAGAAACGUUUUUAGCAAACAUCUUCAGGCAAGUUUCAUUCAACCUCCCCCCCGCCCUUCUUUUUUGCAAUCAGCUGUUUUUGUGAACAUUUUUAUUUGGAUUUUCUUGACUUCUCCUCGAAUUUAUUCCGCUUUUUCUUUGCAAAACGGCCGGGUAAACACAACAUUGUCGCAACGCAUACUUAUCUUCAGUCAUUCCUUCAUUCAUCUACUAAAUAUUACAGUUUUUUUGCAUAUUAUGGUCGCCAGUUUGUUGAAAAUUUUUGUCUGAGUUCACCUUUGGUUUAAACGGCACUGAAUACGAGGAAGAACGGUUGCGAAGACUACGACAUAUGAUCGAAUCAUUUAAACCUGAUAUAGUAAUUUUACAGCUAGGGACGAACAAUGUGACUAAAUCUUCCGCUUUGCAAACUAGGUCCGCAAUCGAGGAACUAGCCCGCUUACUAAACGAAUCGCACCAUGUUAAAAUAAUAUGCGUUUGUUAGACCAUAACGGGGAAACGCCCUCGCUUUUAAUAAUCAAAUCAAUCUCUUAACUUAUCAAUAUCCAUAUGAAUUUAGCGACACUCCACAGAAGUAAUGUUUCCCUCCUCUACGAAUAUAAACUGUUGAUAUUCCUUUCAUUUGGAAAGGCCUAUUACGAAGGCAAGUAGUAUAGACGCUUAAACUCUGUCGGCUUCAGUUGCUCAAAGUAUUUGCAUAACUACAUUGUAUAUCUCACCAACCUGUGUUAUUUCGCCUGUUUUUGUUUGAAAAUUUUCAAUCAAACACGAUUUAAAAAGGGAAAUGCAUUAUUUAGCCUCUUGUGAUAAAAUACUCCGGAGACUUUUUUUUGAAGCUGUUCAAAACACUCACAGCACGCGCUCGAAUAUUAAAUCAGUAAAUCUGCUGUUCGUGUUUUGAACAUUACAUGCUGAAAAAACUUAAUUUAUAAAUAUUGCCAAAAAGAAUGAAUUUUUUUUCCAAAAAAAAAAGUCAGUUGGUUUCGACUACGGUUUCAAAAAAAAUUAAGCAAUCUCGUUAAUAACUUGCAGGUAAUGGUAUAAGAAAUCUCCUUUUGACAUCUUUUACAUUAUCGGAUACGAACGUGUCGAUCAGACAGUGCUGUUUGCUACUUUAGCUUACUUUUGUUUGACAAAGACCAAUACAGGGGCUACGUAGUCUGCAAAAUGCCAUCGACAGAAUAAGCACGUCUCCUAAUCUCUUUUUUCAAAUCUUUUCCAGGAGUUAUUUCCUUUUUCUAGUUAUUUGAUUGCGUCUUUUACAGUUUCAGCCUAAAAUCGGCCGAAAAAUAAAAAUGUUCAACCUGGGCCAGAAAACAAACAUUCUUAAAAAAAAGGAGUGUGUGCAAAUUUCAGAUCUAUGCUUUGAAUUCGGUUUCGCCUUUAACAGUUCAGUUAGCAUGUCCUAAAAAGCCUGUGUCACCAAAAUUUAAUGCUGCUUGAAAACCCAAGGGAAACAUAUUUCAAUCAGUUGAAUCCUUUCAUGACGGACUGGUGUCAGUAUGCGGUACCAAGAGCCAUAAUGUCCUUAGUACUGCCUAACAUAAUCAUGACUGUUAAAAUGUUUCUGAUGAUAAGAGCGGGUAGGGAAGGCAUAGACUUUAACUUGAAAAUGAAAAUGAAGAGCCAUUAGAAUUUCAAAUUUGACACAGUUUUACUCGGAAGAAAUCGUUUAAAAGCCAUUGAUUACACUUUGUUGCCCACACUUUGCACACACUUUGGCUUUUGAAUAAGCUUUGUUCAAAGGCCUUAUUGUGUAUCAUCAUAUGCGGAAAUUUGCCAGAAUUUGCUUCCACGGUAUUGUCCAAUUACUUGAUGUGUAGGCAGAUCGGUGGGCAGACCAUCUUCAGGAUGAGGCGAAAUUACUGCUGAGGACGUUAACGACUUUGCAGUGAAUCUUUUUGUCUAGAACAACUAAUUAAAUUUCUUAGAAUGGUAACUACUAAAUAUAAAUUAAGGCCAUCUUGAGAGCGGAUUUCGUCUUGAAGUUCUCAAAAUGCCUACUUUUGAUUAGCCAUCUUCACAAAUUAAGAAAAAGAACUUCAUUGUAAAAUGUUAAAGCGGAAAGACGUGGAAAACCAAUUUAAUAAUAUCAAAGGCAACAUCAGUUUAAUAUUGUGUUUUCUACUACUAUACAUCAAUAUCAGAAGUUCAAAUGGUGCUAAUCUCUAAAAAAGAAACCAACAAAGCUAACAAAUCAUUACUUGAAAAAAACCCACCACGAAGCGUCAACUUUUCAGUAAAAUGUUACACACCUACGUGCAUGGUAUACUUAUUUUAUUGCUUGCAUAGCAGACAGCUGCUGUGAGUACACACUAACGUCGCUUCCUAUUUUCGCAGAAGUGUCAAUACUGAAACAUAUGCAUAAGCACAAUUUUGCCAAAUUAGUUAAUUUUCCGCUAUGAUUGGCGUUGGGAGCCUAAUAUUUUGGUGCUUUAAUGGAAUCAUCUGAAAUAUGUAUAUUUUUCUAUCCUAAGGAAAUAAAGUUUGCGGAGAAAGUUAUGUUGAGCAACAGUUCAAGAGGCUCAGAGAACAAUGUCUCCUGCUUUCGUUUUCCUGUAUUUCAAACGGACAACAUCCCCGAGCUUAUCAUCGUUUUUAACAGUACAGUAAAUUUCCCACUGUCAGUGUUAACAAUUAUAGGCAACACCUUGGUUUUGGUAGCCGUAUGGAGAACACCUUCUCUUCGUUCGCCCUCCGUCAUUUUACUUUGGGGUCUCGCAACAACAGACCUUGCUGUGGGCCUCUUGGUUCAGCCGUUGUUUUUGUCUAUGGAACUCAAGCUCCUCUCGAAUUCGUCGGCUUAUAACUGUGUGUUAGGAAAGGCAUUCAUCACUGUUUCCUAUACCGUCUGUGGAGUUUCGCUGGCGACUCUUACAACUAUCACUAUAGACAGACUACUAGCCCUGAAAUAUCAUAUGAGGUACAGCAGUAUCAUGACCAUACACCGAGCAUUUUGUGUCAUCGCAGUGAACUGGUUGACAAGUGGUUUUCUGGCAAGUCUUAUACUAUGGACUUCAAAGUUAUUGUUUCUUUUUGUCAUGGCUUUAGUCGUAGCCAUUUUUCUUUGCUUUUCAACAUCCGCGCACGUAAAUAUUUACUGUAUAAUCAGUCGCCACAAACGACAAAUUCUCGCACAAAAAAGAGCAGUUCAAGAUAAUUCGCGCAUAAAUAUAACGCGUUUCAAGAGAACAGUAUUCAAUACAUUCUUGGUCCACUACUUUCUUCUUAUUUGCUACAUCCCCCUAUUCGUAACCUUGCUGUUGCAGGCAAACGAAGAGAGAAUACCUUCAGAAUCUUGGAGAGAGAAUGGCACUGGUAUAGCAUGGAAAUUGUCAAGCACGGUGGUCUUCAUGAAUUCUGCGUUGAAUCCUUUAUUUACUGUUGGCGUCUUCGAGAUAUUCGCACCGCCGUGA